GGGAGCGAGGGACCCGGGCUGCGCGCGGACGGCUGGUGGCGGCGCGCGCCCCGCUGCAUGGAGACCAUGCCCUGCCACAACCGGCCGUUGGGCGCGGCGGGCGGCCCGCGGCAGCAGGAGGACCAGCCGGCGGCCGGGGCAGGGGGCGGCUGUGGUAGCACCCGGCUGAUCCGCUUCGCGGAGCCCGGCCCCGACAGCAGCCCCAGCCCGGACAGCGGCAGCAAUGGGGUCCCACCCCCGGAGCCCGGGCCGCAGCCGCUGCAGAUCGGAGCCCAGCUCAAGCUGCUGCCCAUGAACGACCAGAUCCGCGAGCUGCAGACCAUCAUCAGGGACAAGACAGCCAGUAGAGGGGACUUCGUAUUUUCUGCUGAUCGUCUGAUCAGACUUGUGGUUGAAGAGGGAUUAAAUCAGCUACCAUAUACAGAAUGCACAGUGACCACUCCAACAGGGUACAAGUAUGAAGGAGUGAAAUUUGAGAAGGGAAACUGUGGAGUCAGCAUAAUGAGAAGUGGAGAGGCAAUGGAACAAGGCUUACGGGACUGCUGCAGAUCCAUCCGAAUAGGAAAAAUCCUGAUACAGAGCGACGAAGAGACUCAGAGAGCCAAAGUGUACUAUGCCAAGUUUCCACCAGACAUUUACAGGAGAAAAGUUCUUCUCAUGUACCCAAUACUGAGCACUGGCAAUACUGUCAUUGAAGCUGUAAAAGUUCUUCUAGAACAUGGCGUCCAACCAAGUGUCAUUAUCCUACUAAGCCUAUUCUCCACCCCUCAUGGUGCCAAAUCUAUCAUCCAGGAGUUCCCAGAGAUCACAAUUUUAACUACAGAAGUUCAUCCUGUUGCACCAACACACUUUGGACAGAAGUAUUUUGGAACGGACUGAGACACUUAACACAAAUUGGUUAUGUCAAUAUGUUGCUGUACGAUAUUACAAUGGUGUUUUUUCUACAUUUUAUUAUUUGUAGCAGGGCUGGCUGCAGGCAUAUUUAAAAUCUUUUUUGGUCAGAGGGGAAAAAUAUUUUACCUACCUUCAUUUUGUUUGGUUACUUUCUGAAAAUUGAAUCAGAUGCAAUAAUGAAGCCCAUUCAAUUAUUAUAAACUAAAGGCCCUUUAAUGUGCUUUUGGAAAUUGCUACACACUCAGUGCUUUAACUUAUUUAUUCUUUCAUAACCCUGUUCUGUAGCUCUUUGCAAUAGCAAAAUAAAAUCAUGCUGUAAAGCAUGCAACAUAAAUUUCAUUUUAUGUUGGUAUAGUUUGCGUUGUGCUGGUAUAGUCAUUACAGCUUAUUUUAAUAAUUCAAAAAUCAUGAAGGCACUUGGAACUCUGCAUAGACAACAACACCAGAGGUAGAUUUCUGAUCCUUGGAUGGUGCUCACAGCCAUGGAUUUCAACUCUUUUUAGGUCACUGUGUUCUCUAUGGACUAAUUCCACAUAGUAAAACAUUUUAUAGGUGCCUCAUUAAGCUCUGUGGUACUAAAAAAAAUAAAGAAACCUUCCACCAUAA
Molecule: messenger RNA, 1500 nt
Organism: Trachemys scripta elegans
Lineage: Eukaryota; Metazoa; Chordata; Testudines; Emydidae
Gene: UPRT
Product: uracil phosphoribosyltransferase homolog
Exons: 7
Coding region: 58-879 (273 amino acids)
Source: RefSeq, a predicted model, not a curated record